Messenger RNA from Rhineura floridana, 1632 nucleotides. RefSeq names its product coagulation factor VII-like. Gene Ontology annotation, biological process: proteolysis; blood coagulation. The record is from RefSeq and is a predicted model, not a curated record. The transcript is spliced from 9 exons. Bases 81 to 1586 code for a protein of 501 amino acids. Gene Ontology annotation, cellular component: extracellular region. Lineage: Eukaryota; Metazoa; Chordata; Lepidosauria; Squamata; Rhineuridae. Gene Ontology annotation, molecular function: calcium ion binding; serine-type endopeptidase activity.
GUUGAUCUAAAUAGCACUUUGUCCUUCCUAACCAGGUGAUCUACAAACCAAAAUAUUCUACCCACUUUGGCUGUAUAAUAAUGGCUAGAGUUUCCUCAGGCAUGGCCUUGUUUUUAGUAGCCUGCUCCUUCUACAGCAGCCAAUCGAGUUCAUUUUCAGUUUUUAUGAGAAAAGAAGAGGCAAGCCAAGUUCUGAGGAUUCAUAAACGUGCCAACCAUUUCUUGGAGGAGAUUCUCCAAGGAAAUCUGGAGAGAGAAUGCAUUGAAGAAAAGUGUUCUUUCGAGGAAGCAAAAGAGAUUUUCCAGUCACAGGAGAAAACGGUGGAGUUUUGGUUUGACUACAAAAAUUUAAGCCCUUGUAAAGCAAAUACCUGCAAGAAUGGUGGAGUCUGCAAGGUUAAACACUAUGUAUCUUCCUGCACUUGUCCUCCCAGAUUUGCAGGGGAUCAUUGUGAAAUAGAGAAGUCUGAAUGCUGGUACAAGAAUGGGGGCUGCUGGCAAUAUUGCCAAGAUACUGAAAAGUCGCUUCAAGUGAUCUGCUCCUGCACAACGGGAUAUACACUAAAUGAAGAUGGAAAGAGGUGCACACCAGCAGACCGCUUUCCCUGUGGGUUGGUUAAGAAAUCGACACGCUCCUAUGAGGAAGGAUCAGCUGAACACAACCAAACCGGUGCUUGGGAUAUGGCUGGGGUCAAUCAAACAGUGGCUCAGGAGAACUUGACCAGUGGGAAUCAGACAUUGGCCCAGGCCUCAUUAGUAAGGCUGAAUCUUACAAUGGUACAGGGAGAGACUGAGGAAGAAGUCACUGAAGAGAUGAAGGGGAACUUCACAGAUGGGGACUUUCUCAACUCUGCUGAACUGGCAUAUUUCAGGGUAGUUGGAGGCUCUUUGUGCCACCCAGGAGGCUGUCCCUGGCAGGUUCUGAUCCAAAAUAAGAGAGGUUAUGGUUUUUGUAGUGGCAGCUUAAUCAGCAGUCGAUGGGUGCUCACUGCAGCACACUGCCUGGAUACUGUUACCCCACAUCAAGUUACUGUAGGAGACUUUGACAAACACCAACGAGAACAGGAUGAACAAAAGGUGGGAGUGCGCCAGUACUGGAAGCAUCCUCAGUAUGACUCUGGCAACCUCAACAAUGACAUUGCUUUGCUCUACCUGACCAGUGAUGUUGUUUUCACCCAGAAUAUAGUCCCUAUCUGCCUUCCCAACCCUAAUCUAGCUGCCCUACUGACUAAAGACGGAACAUCAGGAAUGGUUAGUGGAUGGGGUGCUACACAUGCCAAGGGCAGGCUGACUCGUUUCCUGCUGAAGGUCAGGUUGCCUGUCGUGAGCAUAGAGACCUGUAAGCAAUCAUCAGAGAAGCUCAUUACCGACAACAUGUUUUGUGCAGGCUAUGCUGAAGAGGCUAAAGAUGCUUGCAAAGGAGACAGUGGGGGACCUUUCGCUGUGUCUUAUCAUGGCACUUGGUAUCUCUUGGGAAUAGUCAGCUGGGGGGAAGGUUGUGCUGUAUUGGGAAAAUAUGGGGUCUACACACUUGUAUCCAACUAUAUUUCAUGGAUAGAAGAAAUUAUUGGAAGUGCCUGUUUCUGAAGGACUUUUAGGUGCCCUGUAAUAAUAAAAGCUAUGAUUUUUUGCA